CGCUGUACAAUUCUCAUAUGGCUCUGCAUAUCUGAUAAGCUUAGGACUCAGUAAACCGCUAAUGUCGCUUGUGUGGCUUUCCGGACCUAUAUCAGGAGCCAUUGUACAGCCAUAUAUCCUUCUUUGCAGUGACAGAUGCGAGUCGAAAUGGGGUCGGCGAAGACCAUUCAUCGCGGGAGGAGCAACAGCUAUCGUGAUCUCGUUAAUUGGCUUAGCCUGGUCAAAGGAAUUGAUUCUCGGCUUGGCUUCCGUCUUUGGAAGUGAACAGGAAGACAAGAUCACUGCAAGUACCACAGCAGCUACUGCAGUGUUGUUUGUAUUUGCCCUCAACAUAGCAGUACAGCCAGUACAAGGAGGUCUCCGUACUUUGAUUGUCGAUACUUGUCCGAAGGAACAGCAAGAAUCCGCCAAUGCUUGGGCGGGUCGAAUUAUCUGUACUGCGAAUGUUUCGAGCUAUGUAUGCGGUUAUAUCGAUCUUCCCUUCUGGUUUCCCUUCCUUGGAGAAACCCAGUUCAAAGUUCUAUGCGUUAUUACCUCGAUCCUACUUGUGGCAUCAGUUGGCUUAACAUGUUGGUCGGCCAAAGAGUCUCCUGCAGCAACUCUCGAAGCAGGUCUUCGUGGUGAUAUGGGGCUAUUUCGGAAACUUACUUAUCUUACUACAAGCUUUCGACGUCUACAUCCUGAGGUGAAAAGAGUCUGCGCGACACAGUUCUUCUCUUGGAUGGGCUGGUUUCCGUUUCUAUUCUAUAUCAACAUCUAUAUUGGCGAGAAGUAUUUAGAUAGCUCUCCUACACACUCAUACUAUUCGCAGGCGCCCAUAUCCCAGGCCGACAUGACGACGGCAGCUCGAACAGGUUCCUUCGGCAUGCUCAUGUUUGCUAUCAUCUCCCUGAUAUCAGGAAUCGCCAUACCACUUCUUAUCCAUGCUACGGACCGCACUCAACACCACCCUCGUGAGCCGCGCUUAAUGUCCACAAUUCUUGACACUAUCUUCACGUGGACCAGCAGCACACGCCGAUUAUGGAUGCUGUCACAGAUACUGUACGCAACGUGUAUGCUAGUAACCCUUGUUGUUUCCUCUCUUGUAGGGACUUUUAUACUUGUUGGCUUGGCUGGUAUAAGCUGGGCAGUCACCAUUUGGGCUCCAUUUGCGAUUAUCAACACAGCGAUAUUGUCAGACGCUGAUGACGAGAAUGAGGAAACUGGAGGCGAUAACUAUGAACGAGGGAUGGGUACAAUCAUAGGGCUACACAACGUUGCGAUUGCCGUGCCGCAAAUAGUGUCGGCUUUGGUCUGUGGAUUUGUUUUCUGGGUUUCUGAGCGGCUUGGGUUUGAGGAUGGCGUUGGCUGGGUCUUGAGAAUUGGAGGAAUCUCUGCGCUUGCGGCAGCCUUCCUGACAACACGCCUUAACUACGGUAACGAAAACAGUGAAAUGAUUGCGACGGAAGAAUAUAAAUUAGAAGAGAUGGACCAGGCUUGAUGAGGAUGAAAGAUCAGCCGUUCAUAUAGAUCAGUUUCUGCAUAGAAAUGUUCAGCUUUUCAUGAUAAGGCACUUAUCGAACAAAGUUUUGUUCAAUCAUGAGCAAUGUUUCUGUCUACCUCUCGACCUUUGAGACAGACGGUACCGUCUGUCUCGCCACUGUACUAGAGCGAGUUGAAUGGCCAUGUUCAUUGCAGGGCACAAGAGACAAAAG
This is a messenger RNA of Mollisia scopiformis, 1694 nucleotides long. RefSeq names its product MFS general substrate transporter. Gene Ontology annotation, molecular function: sucrose:proton symporter activity. The coding region runs from base 62 to 1480 and encodes 472 amino acids. The record is from RefSeq and is a predicted model, not a curated record. The transcript is spliced from 4 exons. Gene Ontology annotation, cellular component: membrane. Lineage: Eukaryota; Fungi; Ascomycota; Leotiomycetes; Helotiales; Mollisiaceae.